CCAUCCCUGCACUGCCCCAUCCCUCUUCUCUCUCCUUUACCUCUAUUACUUAGCCUCGGUAGCUCUCAGAGCUAACAACCUCCGCACCUCUAGACACCCAGACCCCGGCCCUGCCCUGCCCUAACCCAGCCACGCUGCACUAUGACCAGCCUCAGAGCCGGACGGAGGGCCCUGGCCCUGGUUCUCCUGGUUGUCCUCCAGCUUCAGGCCUGUAGGGGUCAGGGUGCUGCUGAGCUCAGGAAGCCCAUCUACCAGAGACUCAGACGACUAGACGAUCAGUUCCAUCGAUUCCAGGAACAGACCCUGAGCCGGUUAGAGCUUCUGUCCCAUAUGUCUAAUGUGUCGACCUCCCUAGAGGUCAGAGUUCAGACCCUGUCUGACCAACACAGAAACCUCACCCAGGAACUAACACAACUCAGAGACACCACCACACAGGAUCUGGACGGCCUGAAAGACUGGAGCAGGAAACUACAGAAGAAGAACAAGAGGAUGGAGGGAAGAUUGGCCUCGCUGGAGAGAGGACUGAGAGAGAGACACAGACAGGGACAGGGCAGCAGGCAGACCCAGAGACCGAGUCAGGAGCAGGGAGAGUCUCUCUCCAGCCUCACCCUGGAGCUCCACAGCCAGGAGAGGCGUCUCGACUCCCUGGAAGCCCAGCGAGAGGAGCUUCUGGUUGGGCUGAGAGGUCUCCAGGAGUCCCUGAGGGAACAGGAUCUCCAGAUGAGCCGGCUCGAAGGGAGGCUGGGGGAGCUUUUACAGGGGAAUGUAGUCUCUUCCAGGGGAUCAGAGAGGACAGGAGACCCCCUCACCUCCAACCUCACCCCCCAGGACACAGCACACCCACGGAGGACCCAGGCCUCCAGAGGACAGAGCCCAAGACAGGACACCCAGACCCAGCCCGGACACACCCAGACAUAUUACCAGCCCCAGCCUCAGGCUAACAUUCAGCCUCAGCCCUACUCUCAGCCCCAUCCCCAACCCCAACCCCAACCCCAUUCCCAUUCCCAGCCCAAACCCCAACCCCAACCCCAUUCCCAACAGGAGGAUGAGGACAAGACUACAGCCUCCACCUCCCCACCCCACACAGCCUCCUUCUCAGUCCCAGGAGGAGAGGAAGAGGCUGGGGGAGAGAGGACAGGAGAGCCCCCGGCCUGGUCGUCCUCAACAGGGGCCAAAACCACAGUCUGUAGAGGAGACGAGAGAGGAGGGAGAGAUGGAGAGGAGGAGGGGGGACGAGGUGUGGAGGAGGAGUGA
Molecule: messenger RNA, 1254 nt
Organism: Salmo salar (Atlantic salmon)
Lineage: Eukaryota; Metazoa; Chordata; Actinopteri; Salmoniformes; Salmonidae
Source: RefSeq, a predicted model, not a curated record